Messenger RNA from Mycena citricolor, 1142 nucleotides. The record is from the annotation of a GenBank genome assembly. NCBI's taxonomy places the organism in Eukaryota, Fungi, Basidiomycota, Agaricomycetes, Agaricales, Mycenaceae.
GCCGUACCCAGCUCGUUGAUCGUGUUCUCAGAUCGCCACUAUAAAGUGAGUCCUGGCUUAUUCGCACUCCAACAGAAGCUCCUCCUCGGUUCUUUUGUGCCACCAGCGGUCUCAUAACUCUCUGAAUGCCCAAUCAGUACAAGCCCGUUCCUAAUGCUGAAGACCUCCGUCCUUUCAUCGAGAAGUACUGGAAGCAGAACAAGAAGGAUGUCGAGAUCGUCGAGCUGCUCAAGAAGUAUCACAUCGAUCUCAACAAAUACGGCCUCGAAGUUCAAACAUUUAGAAAAAUUCGCGAGAAGCUUGGUUCAUACGCACGCGGCGUCAAGGCCACACCGUGGACACAAUUGGGGUAUGUUUCUAGCGAGACUGUAAUGCGCUAUUUUCACACUCAUGAGCCCGAUCUUGUUCGUGAGCGCCGACGUGGACACUUCAAGCGCAAGCAGUUCUGGGCAGCGGGUGCCAACGAUAUAUGGGCUGUAGAUCAGCACGACAAAUGGAAGUAUAAAUUCGAUUUGGUGGAACAACAGCAAUCCCCGCCUUAUAUUCAGCUAUUAUCUGGAAACCGUGGAACGGCUUGGGCACCGUUGGAUGCGAAAGAAGAAGACAUCAUGCCGGAAAUCACAUGGAGUCAGAUGCGGCGUCGAUUCACUCCUGGCUUUGAAGACAUCCUCGACGUUGGUGUAAACGAGGGCUGGUACAAUCCGGGAGUUCUACUCGAAGCCUUAGUCUUCCGUUGGGUAUUCAUCCCGUGGCUUCAGGGCGAGCUCGAGCUGUAUCGGCAUCGCGUGAACAAUACCGCAAAGCGCUGUGAUCGUAACAAGAUCCUUCCUCACGGUGUUCCGACUAGCAUGUUUGAGUUCCCAGAGGAUUACGCCAUCCUCGAUUUCAAGAUCAAGGUCGAUCCUAUCGGUAUUGAAAAGUCCGACAGAUCUCCUGAAUUGCUCAAGGAGUUGGAUCAGCUCAACGAUAUCGAUCAGAGUGCCGAUGCAAGGUGGGGGCAUGUGCUGACCCAGCCGGUCGAUGAAAACAUUCCCCUUCUCCCAAACUUGCAGGAACUGCGGGCGUUACCGGAUGACGCUCACGCAUUGUACGCAUGGUUCUCGGACGAAGAAGACUCUCAGGAUUUCAAUGAUCAUUGGUAG